Aureobasidium namibiae CBS 147.97 is the source of this 1290-nucleotide messenger RNA. Its product is annotated as membrane transporter. Gene Ontology annotation, cellular component: endoplasmic reticulum; membrane. The coding region runs from base 1 to 1290 and encodes 429 amino acids. The transcript is spliced from 4 exons. Gene Ontology annotation, biological process: transmembrane transport. Lineage: Eukaryota; Fungi; Ascomycota; Dothideomycetes; Dothideales; Saccotheciaceae. The record is from RefSeq and is a predicted model, not a curated record.
AUGACGGGGGUCAAGGAAGACUUUGUGAUCCCAUUCACGGGAGCCCUGCAGGCAUCCCUCGCCGUGCUGUUGACCAUCUUCUAUGGUGUUAUCGCAGCUCAAUUCGAUCUGCUGACUGAGAAGUCGGCGAAGGAUAUCUCCAAGGCUUGUGUCAGGCUGUUCCUGCCUGCUUUGUUGAUCGUCAAUGUCGGACAGCAGCUGAGUCUCGAAUCUGGAACCAAAUAUCUGGCUGUAUUCAUUUGGGCCAUCAUCUACAAUGUGCUUAGCAUGGUAUUCGGUCUUGCAGUGACCAAAUUCCUCAAUCUGCCUCAAUGGGUCACUCCCGCCCUCGCUUUUAACAACACGACUUCUCUCCCUCUCCUUCUCGUUCAGUCUCUGCAAUCGACCGGCAUCCUCGACUCGCUCGAUGCAUCCAGCGACACCGUCGACCGUGCCAAAUCAUACUUCCUCGUCAAUGCCAUGGUCUCGAAUUCUUUGACCUUCGCCCUUGGCCCUCGCUUGCUCAACGGACAGAACGAGGACUCACCAGAUGAAGAGCCCGAGAAACCAGACCAAGACGAAGAUGCUGCAGAACGAGCCUCCCUCGAGGAGCAUCAAGAGCAGAACGAAGAGACAUCACUUCUGCCCAACCGUGCUGUACGUCCUGGAACCAAGGUCAUCUACAAGACCCACAAGCGUCUGAGUAACUACUACAAUUCGCUCUCUCCUCGUACGCAGGCUACAUUGGACUUCCUCUAUCAAUUCUGGAACCCACCUCUCAUUGGCGCAGUCAUUGGUGGGAUUGUCGGCUUGGUUCCUGCCUUGCACACACUGUUCUUCAGUUCGCCCAACGAAGGCGGCUACCUCAACGCCUGGUUGACUUCAUCCAUCAAGAAUAUCGGCGACCUCUUCGCAUCCCUGCAAGUCGUCGUUGUCGGUGUAAAGUUGUCUCAAGCCAUGCUUCGCUACAAGAAGGGCGAACAGAGUGGCAGCGUUCCUUGGAAGCCUUUCACCAUCAUCACUAUUGUUCGCUUCGUCAUCUGGCCUUUGAUCAGUAUCCCUCUGGUCUGGGUCUUGGCAAGCAAGACUAGUGUUCUUUCUGACGACCCUAUCUUGUGGUUUGCCAUGAUGCUGAUGCCUACUGGGCCGCCGGCGAUGAAGUUGACUGCACUUGCCGACGUUAGCGGUGCUGGCGAUGAGGAGAAGAUGAGUAUUGCAAAGUUCUUGACCAUCUCCUAUGCUAUCUCACCUUUGAUCUGCUUUUCUGUGGUUGGUGCAUUGAAGGCCAGUCAGGCUAUCGCUAGUAGCUAG